AUGUACGAGUACGCGGAGACCUUCUGCAACGGAUCCAAACGUGGUUCUGUUCAUUCGAACGCCGACAUCAAUGCAUUUGGCCAUCGAGGCAAAGCUUUUUCGAUGAUGUUUUCAAAUGUAAUAAUAAAUAAUACGCACGUAAUCCGCCCCAGGGUGAUGUGCCGUUGUCAGAUCACUCGCUUCGCAGUCUUCAACGCAGCGGAGCGUCGUGAUUACCUGCAAAUAAAGCUGCUGGCAGCAAACAGGGUGGCGGAACAGAACUUAAACGGGGAAUACCCGAGGCGGCGGAAGGCGACUCAGACGAGGCAAUCGGUCGCACUUCCGCCUGAUCACGGCGCCUUUGUCGACGGCCCGCGCUCUAAUACUCAUACUGGCAAGCCUGGAUUAGAU
Messenger RNA from Iphiclides podalirius (scarce swallowtail), 390 nucleotides. The record is from the annotation of a GenBank genome assembly. Lineage: Eukaryota; Metazoa; Arthropoda; Insecta; Lepidoptera; Papilionidae.